AUGAAUGAUCCAACCUCAACGCCUCGCCAGAUCGUCCCAGGCCGACUACAGACUUCGCCGACCUCGCCGACCUCGCCGACCUCGCCGACGAGUCCGUGGAAGAAACGUGUAUCGACGGCAUGCCUGGCCUGUAAGAAGUCAAAGCGAAAGUGCUCGGGGGUACCCCCCUGCGACAACUGCCGCGCCUUCAACCGGGUAUGCAUCUUCGACGAAUCGCUCGACCAGCGGCGGCGCGUCGCGCAGAAACGCACCGCCGAGGAACUGAACUACCACCGGGACAUGCUCAACGAUCUCUUCCGGGUGAUCCGCACGGCGGACGAGCCUCACGCGCUCAAGCUGCUGGAGAUCAUCCGCAAGAACGCCACGGCGGAGGAGAUCCGCGCGUUCAUCGACGAGACGCUCAUCCGGCUGGACGGGGAGGGCCAGGCGGUGCAGCAGCUCGAGGAUGUGCGGCGGACGAUCGACGUCGAGGGCGCGGGCCCGUCCUUCCGGCGCAAGGUCAUGGAUAUCCAUUAUCUGUGUGACGAGGCGCCGUGCAAGGUGCCGGCCAAGCCGUGGACGAGCGUCACCGAAGAUGCGGAUCUGGUUUCGCAUCUUGUCUCGUUGUAUUUCACGUGGGAUUAUCCGUUCCAUGCGUUUCUGGACCGCGAUGUCUUCCUGGCGCAUAUGGCGAGUGGGCGGCAGGAUUCGGACUUUUGUAGUUCGUUCUUGGUGAAUGCGUUGUUGGCGAAUGCUUGCCAUUUCUCCGAGUUCUCGGAGGCGUACGUUGUCCCGGGCGACUUGGUGACCAAGGGCGCGGACUUUCUAUCUGAAGCGGAGCGUCUGAGGGAGGAAGAAUCCCAGAAACUCAGCUUGGCGUACCUCCAGGGGACGUUGCUGUUGUAUGAAAAAUACUCCAUUUCCGGGAACGAUGACCUCGGAUACAUCAUGCUGCACCAGGCCAUCCGGGCCGGCGAGUCUCUGGGUCUCUUUGGUCCGAAGUGCUUGAAAUUUGACCAGACCACGCCAGAGAUGGAUGUCUCUCUCAAGCGGACUGCCUGGGGGCUGUUCCAGAUCGACACCGUGGUGCAUACUGGCUUCCUCCGGCCCAGUCUCAUAGCCAAAGUCAACGUGAACCGCAUCGACCGAGAGGACGACAGAGCCAGCGUGUGGACGCCGUAUCCGUCUCACCGAGCUGCCCGACCGGCCUAUCUCAACCAGUACUUUGACGAGUCGUGCAAUCUGUGCGAGAUCGCGCGCGACAUUUCCCGGGUCCUGUUCGCCGACGACCAGAGCAAUGCGUCGGCCGCGUAUCGGCGCCAGACAAAGGACGACCUGUACGAGCGGCUGCGUCGCUGGCAUAACGCCUUACCGGACGUCUUCGAUCCCGGACGACGGCCACCGCCGCAUAUCAUCCUGCUGAGGCUGCGAUACUUUACCUUGGUCAUCAACCUGUUCUCAUGCAGUGCUUCCGAGGACGACUCCUCGAGCGUCGCGUCGGAUGCGCCCAAGACCCCUGAGAGCCCGCCGCGACAGAGUCCCAUCAACAAAUACAACGCCUGGGAGAUCACGCAGUCGGCCGCUCGGGGCAUCUCGGCGCUGACACGGCUCCAUCGGCGCGAGUACGGCAUGAGCCGGGCGCAUCACUUCGCCAUGUACGCGAUCAAUCUGGCCCUGUUCGCCAUGCUGGAGCAGGAAUCCUUUGAUAUCCUGGACUCCGACUUUCUAUCGCUCGCCAGCUCCUUCUCGAUCAUCGCGAGUCGGUCGUACCUCGGUCGGAGCCUGUUCCAUCUGUUCCGACAGUCGGUCCGGGCCAAGUCGCAGGGGCGCCGGAUUCGCCAGUCGAGUGCGGUGUCGGACGAGCUCAAGGAUCUGUUUGAUGAGGAGACCCCGAUGAAGGAGCAGACGCGCUGGGAUGAGUAUGCCGAGGGGCUACAGAAGCUGAACGAGGACGAGCGAUACCAUGGGCCUGGGGAGGGGGAACAGGGGCUACAGGACUAUCCGGGACUGGGACUCUUCGAUAUGCUGGAUCGCUACGAGAGCCUGAGUUUAGGAAAGGAUGAGAUUGUCCCUGAACGACGUAAGCCGAGUGAGUGUUGA
This is a messenger RNA of Aspergillus udagawae, 2079 nucleotides long. RefSeq lists its product as uncharacterized. The record is from RefSeq and is a predicted model, not a curated record. Gene Ontology annotation, biological process: regulation of DNA-templated transcription; DNA-templated transcription. Gene Ontology annotation, molecular function: DNA binding; zinc ion binding; DNA-binding transcription factor activity, RNA polymerase II-specific. Bases 1 to 2079 code for a protein of 692 amino acids. Lineage: Eukaryota; Fungi; Ascomycota; Eurotiomycetes; Eurotiales; Aspergillaceae. The transcript has 5 exons.